Molecule: messenger RNA, 396 nt
Organism: Nicotiana attenuata
Lineage: Eukaryota; Viridiplantae; Streptophyta; Magnoliopsida; Solanales; Solanaceae
Exons: 1
Coding region: 1-396 (131 amino acids)
Source: RefSeq, a predicted model, not a curated record
AUGGGGAAUCUGAUUUCAGGAUUUCAAAAUGCCUUUUUAAAGUGGAGACAGAUCUCAGAUGCUGCACUUAUUGCAAAUGAAGCAUUAGAAUGGAGACUAAGAACUGGAGUACCCGGAUUGCUCUUCAAGCUUGAUAUAGAGAAGGCUUUCGACAAAAUUAACUGGCAAUAUAUCAUUUCAAUCCUAAGACAGAUGGGAUUUGGGGACAAAUGGAUCAAAUGGGUCAAAUUCUCAAUCUUUACUGUCAAGUACUCUAUCCUAGUGAAUAGAAGCCAUGUUGGCUUUUUCUCCCCUAAGAGAGGAAUAAGACAAGGGGUUCCUUUACCUCCUUUGCCUUUUAUCCUACCAAUGGAGGGUUUGAGCAAAAUGUUGGAGAAGGCCAAACAACUACAAUGA